GAAAAGAAAAAGAAGAAGAUAGGAAAAAAUGACGUGGCAAACUUACGUUGAUGAGCAUUUGAUGUGUGAUGUUGGAGAUGGUCAGGGUCAUCACCUAACCGCUGCAGCAAUCGUUGGUCAUGACGGUAGCGUUUGGGCUCAGAGCGCCAACUUCCCUCAGUUCAAGGCACAAGAGUUCACUGGUAUAAUGAAGGAUUUUGAUGAACCGGGUCACUUAGCCCCCACAGGGUUAUUUCUAGCAGGGGCCAAGUACAUGGUGAUCCAAGGUGAGCCUGGUGCUGUAAUCCGUGGCAAGAAGGGAGCAGGAGGCAUAACCAUAAAGAAAACAGGACAAUCAUGUGUGUUUGGGAUCUAUGAAGAGCCCGUGACACCAGGACAGUGCAACAUGGUCGUCGAGAGGCUGGGUGAUUACCUCCUCGAACAAGAUCUCUAAGCCACCAACCUCAUCAAACUAAUAUAUAGGAUUUGGUUUUUGGUUUCUGGAUUCUCUCUAAGAAGCUGAAGCCUUAAUCAAUGUCUGAUUCUUAAAAAAUGGUUUUCUUGGUUUCAUACAUUUCAUUUUUUUUUUCUUGUUUAACAUAUUUAAUUAAUUUUCUAUUGCUUUUUAACCAAUUGCAUUUUUCUUUCUAUUGCAUCCAAACUCGGUGGUCAUAUGUAGUUGAACAUCGAUCUA
Brassica oleracea var. oleracea is the source of this 673-nucleotide messenger RNA. RefSeq names its product profilin-3-like. Gene Ontology annotation, molecular function: actin monomer binding. Gene Ontology annotation, cellular component: cell cortex. The coding region runs from base 29 to 433 and encodes 134 amino acids. NCBI's taxonomy places the organism in Eukaryota, Viridiplantae, Streptophyta, Magnoliopsida, Brassicales, Brassicaceae. The transcript has 3 exons. The record is from RefSeq and is a predicted model, not a curated record.